Parnassius apollo (apollo) is the source of this 633-nucleotide messenger RNA. Lineage: Eukaryota; Metazoa; Arthropoda; Insecta; Lepidoptera; Papilionidae. The record is from the annotation of a GenBank genome assembly.
AUGCAUCAAGCUGCUAAAAACGGCGAGGAAAUGUCCACAGAAGAAAUUCCUUUAGGUAUUAAAAUGUUAACCGGCUUAACCAAGGUCAUGAUCCGGCAAAAAGUGACCACUUCCGAUAACAAUAAGUAUGUGGUGCUGGCGCCGGAUGCCUCCGUAGUGUUCUACGCUAAGGAGAACUCGGGUAUACUUGAUAGAGUGCUCGGGGGCAAGAGCCGCGCUUUCGAGAUCAAUAUCUUCGACACUGAGGAAAAUGAGGUAAUAAGACUUCGGAGGCCAUUUACUAUGGGGCUGGAUGUCAAGAUGGACGUGUCGGUGUGUGGGAAGGCAGUCAGCGUAGUGCGUAAGGAGGUGACUUUCUGCAAGCCGAUCAUCAAUAUUAAUGAUGCAAGCGACAAGCCUGCCUUCCGCGUCAAGGGGCCCAUGAUUCCUACUAACGUAUGCGACUUUGAGUUGUUCACAACGAGCAAGCAACGGAUUGGCGUGAUCAGUAAGAAAUGGAGCGGAACAGCGCGCGAGGCGCAGACGAGCUCUGACAACUACGUGAUCGAGUUCCCCGUGGACCUGGACGUGUGCUUCAAGGCUGCCGUAAUAGGCACCUGCCUCCUCAUUGUAUGUAUUCAUUUAUAUCUCUAG